This is a messenger RNA of Vitis riparia (riverbank grape), 759 nucleotides long. Its product is annotated as alpha carbonic anhydrase 4-like. Lineage: Eukaryota; Viridiplantae; Streptophyta; Magnoliopsida; Vitales; Vitaceae. The record is from RefSeq and is a predicted model, not a curated record. Bases 1 to 750 code for a protein of 249 amino acids. Gene Ontology annotation, molecular function: carbonate dehydratase activity; zinc ion binding. The transcript is spliced from 6 exons.
AUGAAAAAAACAGAGGAUGAAAGUGAAUUUAGUUACAUAGAAGGAAGUGAGACAGGGCCUGAGAAAUGGGGUACGAUAAAAGCAGAGUGGAAGGCUUGUGGUAAAGGGAAACGGCAGUCUCCAAUCGAUCUUCGGAAUCGGAGGGUGUCUAUAUUUCCUGAUUUUGGACAAUUGAAGAAGAAAUAUAGACCAGCUCAUGCUGUGCUGAAAAACAGAGGCCAUGAUGUUGCAGUGGAAUGGAAAGGAAAUGCAGGAAAAAUUAAACUGCAUGGGGUCCAUUUCAAACUGAAGCAGCUCCAUUGGCAUACACCUUCAGAGCAUACAGUCAAUGGAACAAGCUUUCAAAUGGAACUACAUUUGGUACAUAAAAGCGCUCGCGGGAAGAUUGCUGUUAUAGGAAAGACCUUCAAACUUGGACCACCCGAUCCUUUUCUUGCAAAGAUGAUUGAUCACGUAACUGAUAUACCAGCUGGGGAAGAAAAAGAUAUCGGGAUUGUUGAUGCCAGCGAUAUCAAGCAUUGGGGCAGAAAGUACUACAGAUAUAUAGGUUCUCUUACAACGCCCCCUUGCACAGAGGGUGUUAUAUGGACAAUAAGCAAGAAGGUUAACACAGUCUCAAAGGAGCAGGUGGAAAGCUUAAGGAGGGUGGUUCAUGAUGGACAUGAAGGAAAUGCAAGGCCAGCCCAGAGACUGAAUGGAAGACCAGUUUGGUUGUAUAUUCCAUUUCAAAUGGGACGUCCAUCAAAUUGAAGAUGAGAG